This is a messenger RNA of Prunus armeniaca (apricot), 2028 nucleotides long. The record is from the annotation of a GenBank genome assembly. Lineage: Eukaryota; Viridiplantae; Streptophyta; Magnoliopsida; Rosales; Rosaceae.
AUGAGACACCAAUGGCGUCUGCUUCUUUUCCGAGCUCACCACCGCUCUUCGCCUCACGUGUUCGUAAAGUCUUCUUACUCUCAGGUACACUCCCAACCCAAUCUCCAUUCACUUAGCUCCCUCACUUCUCACUUCCACACUCACGCUCUCAACCCAAAGCUUUCACCUUCACACCCCAUUUUCAAUUCCCAUCUCACGAACCCAAUAAACCCUAGAAACCCCUUGUCCCGCAACCUCUCAUCUGAACCAGCACUUGAGCUUAAAGACUCCGAUCACGGGGCCAUAGCUGAGAUUUUCGCUAAACCCAGGGGUGUGGAUGAUAUUAGGAAAGACUUGGAACUGAACAACGUUGUGAUUAGCCAUGAUUUGGUUUUGAGGGUUUUGAAGAGCCUCGAAUCGAACCCCGAUGUUGCGAGGAGGUUUUUUGAUUGGGUUUUGGCAUGUGAAGGUGAGAGAUUGAGCUCCAAGUCGUAUAAUUUUAUGCUGGGUAUUUUUGGUGUUAGUGGGUCUGUGAGUGAAUUCUGGGAUUUGGUUGAUGUUAUGAAGAAAAAAGGGUAUGGUGUAUCGAAAUGGGUGCAGGAUAAAGCUUUAGAAAAAUUUGAGAAGGAUGGGUUGGGUGGUGAUGUUGAGAAGUUGAGAGUGGUGUUUGCAUCAGGGUCUACUGACAAUUCCUCAGAUAAGAUUUGUUCGAGGGUGUGCAAGAUUGUUAGAAAUGAGGUGUGGAGUGAUGAUGUUGAGAGGAAAAUUCUUGAUUUGAAUGUUGCAUUGUCUAGCGAUAUGGUUAAAGUGGUGUUGGAAAAUCUUAGUAUGGAGCCAAUGAAAGCACUGAUAUUUUUCCGGUGGAUGGAGGAGAGUGGGUUUUUGAAGCUUGAUCAACAGACUUAUAAUGCUAUGGCAAGGGUAUUGGGAAGGGAAGAUUGUAAAGACAGGUUUUGGAAAGUUGUUGAUGAAAUGAGAAGCAAUGGGUAUGAACUGGAGUUGGAGACAUAUGUUAAGGUUUUAGGGCGAUUUUGCAAGAGGAAAAUGAUUAAGGAUGCUGUGGACUUGUAUGAGUUUGCACUGACUGGUGCAAAUAAACCUUCGGUGCAUUGUUGUACCUUUCUGCUGAGGAAAAUAGCGGGUGGUAAGCAGCUGGAUAUGAGUCUAUUUUCUAGAGUUGUUAGGGUUUUUACAGAGAAUGGGAAUGUGUUGACAGAUUCAAUGCUAAAUGCAGUCCUUAAGGCUCUGAAUGGUGUUGGUAGACAUGGAGAGUGUAAUAAGGUUUUCAAAGCAAUGGAGGAAGGUGGGCUUGUAGCUAGUGGUAGUUUACAGAGUAAGAUUGCAUUCCGACUUAGUAGCGCUGGCAAAAAGGAGCAAUCAAGUGAAUUUAUUAACAAUAUGGAAGCUUCUGGGCGCAGUUCAGAUUACAAGAUAUGGGCGUCCUUAAUUGAGGGUCAUUGUGUAGCUGGUAAUCUCAACAAUGCUUCCAAUUGUUUCCAAAAGAUGCUUGAAAAAGAGGGGGCCGCCUAUGCUGGUUAUGCUUUUGAAUUAUUGGUAAAUGCAUAUUGCAGAAAGAACAGGGCAACAGAUGCAUACAAGUUACUCCACGAUUCAGUCAAUGAAAGGCAGCUCAAGCCAUGGCAUACGACAUACAAAUUGUUGAUUAGCAAGUUGUUGGUUCAGGGUGGAUUUAAAGAUGCUCUGAAUAUUCUUGGUCUGAUGAAAAAUGAUGGGUUUCCUCCUUUUGUUGAUCCUUUCAUCGAGUAUGUAUCAAAGUCUGGAACAGGUGAUGAUGCUAUAGCUUUUCUGAAGGCGAUGACUUCAAAUAGAUUUCCAUCUACCUCUGUGUUUCUCAGUGUAUUUAAAGCCUAUUUCAAGGCUGGACGGCAUACUGAAGCGCAAAAUUUCCUUUCAAAAUGCCCGGGAUUCAUUCGUAACCAUGCUGAUGUUUUGGAUCUCUUCCUUUGUGCUCAAUCCGGAGAAGGUGCUGCUUCCCCUGCGUCUGCGGUUGCUACCCCUGCAGCAGCUACCCCUGUGGAGGCUGCUUAG